CAACCACUUCCCUUCUAUUAAAAUUUGGUUAAGAAAGUAGCAUACAAUACAAAACGUCGUUUUAACUGUAGAAUUAAUCUUAGUAUAAAUUUUAUAGAAAUAAACAAUUAAAUAAAUUUUUAUUUUUUGCAGGGCCUUGCAAUAGUAGAAUAAUAUACAAUAGUAAUAUAGUACAAGAUAAUAUAAUAUUAGUAAUAUAGAGAGAGGCAGAAGUUAUUUUUCUUAGUAUAUAUACAGACUUUUCGGAAUCAUAUAUAUAUAUAUAUAUAGACCUUUCGAGAUCAUUCAGAAAACGUAUGUGGAAAAAUGCACGAUCAAUACUGCAGGCGUAAUGAAAUCAAUUUCCUAACGGACCGUCUGACCUUACCACUAUUCCUAGCCACCCGCGUCAGCUCAAAAAACAAUUAUGAAUAUAAAACUAGAACUGAGGAAAUCAUCAAGAAAAUGUGUGCAGCAGCGAAGCAAUCGAAUACGAAAAUGAGAAGCGUGUAUGAAAAACGCAUUGGAAAAUAUGCAGAAAAUCCCCGCCCCUGCAUAAACGUGAGACGCAUCAAGGUGGUGCGCGACCAUAGUGAUACAAAAUAUUUUCAUUUACCACCGAAUAUCUACGAAACUGACAAGAUACCGUUUGAGAAACGACGCGGGUUAGGCGGCGCUUACUGGCAUAGAUUGCCGACGAACAAGUUGUCAUUAGGUAAUAAACAAGUCACAAACAGACAGUUCUAUAACAUACCGCGUGAUAUUGAUCGCUUGACAGAUCGGCAUAAUCAAUAUAAAGGCAAAUUUCGGACAGUGACACCGAAAAGUCACGGUAGAAAAUGGCAUUCGCAGAGCGAUCUCGCCGAAAAACAAAGCGAUAUUGCAUAUAACUCUCCACCAAGCCGUCGUAAUCUAAAUUGGCACAUAAUAUCUCAACACUACACUCCACGGACAAAUGCAGCUAAAUCAAAUCCACAUUUAUUUUUACAAAAUUCCUGUGUACCAGAAAAACGAAUGAGCUACAUACCGCGUCAUCAAGGCUUUCAGCCUGCCGUUGGUCGUUACGAGCUCGCCAUACAACACGCCAGCAAACGAGUUCCUCACUCGAAGACCAAGAAGAAGCGCAGCAAUUCACAAAACGUAACUAGCGAUGUACGGCGACGUCUACUUCACUGGAUGCUGGAUGCAGCAACGCUCACACAAGCGCAACUAUUUAAAGGCGAACAGCAAGCGCAGCUUAAAAGGGAAUCCAUAUCGAGACGCGCACAAAAAGUAAUGCCAGUCAAAUUAGCAAAUAUUCGAUAUAACUCAAUUAUUCCGGAGCGGAGACUGAAAACUAAUGCUGGCAGUACUAAGUCACCAGCUACACAUGCAGCAACAGCAACCAAAAAAUUGCAAUUAAGCGGCAAAGAAGCGGUUGUACAAAAACAGUUUGUCGCUAAAACGGAGUACAAACGUAGCUUCAAAUUUCGGCCACUUCCCUCGCCGAAAGUCUUGGCUACAAAGACAGAAAUCUUCGCAAAUUUAUGCUCUGGUGAAACUCCGCGCUUUUAUUUUAGUAAGCUUGAUAUCAAUAAGUAUCUGAAAAAGUCAACUGCAAAUAAAACUCAAACCAAAUAACCUAAAAAGCUUA
Molecule: messenger RNA, 1612 nt
Organism: Bactrocera oleae (olive fruit fly)
Lineage: Eukaryota; Metazoa; Arthropoda; Insecta; Diptera; Tephritidae
Source: RefSeq, a predicted model, not a curated record